Molecule: messenger RNA, 213 nt
Organism: Prunus armeniaca (apricot)
Lineage: Eukaryota; Viridiplantae; Streptophyta; Magnoliopsida; Rosales; Rosaceae
Source: the annotation of a GenBank genome assembly
AUGGUUGUGGCUGGUCCCGACGCCAAUUACAGGGUGAUAGGGAUCGGGAUUGUAGACUAUGAGUACAUAUUCGGGCUAAACCCCUUAGACAUACCUUCUCCUCGAUAUGCAAUGCAUUGUGCGCCUCUUGCCACAAGUGAUGUCGCCUUAGUUACCACGGGCCACGACAUCUCUGUUCAUGAUUACGAGAUCAAGGAGUAUACUUUUAGGUAG